Brienomyrus brachyistius is the source of this 4135-nucleotide messenger RNA. It is a transcript of the gene exoc3l2b, whose product is annotated as exocyst complex component 3-like 2b. Gene Ontology annotation, molecular function: SNARE binding. The coding region runs from base 228 to 2822 and encodes 864 amino acids. The record is from RefSeq and is a predicted model, not a curated record. Gene Ontology annotation, cellular component: exocyst. Lineage: Eukaryota; Metazoa; Chordata; Actinopteri; Osteoglossiformes; Mormyridae. The transcript has 14 exons. Gene Ontology annotation, biological process: exocytosis; exocyst localization.
CGAGUGAGGAGGAAAGGGGAUGGUCUGUUUCCUCAGGAAAAAGCACCAUCUUGUACUAUAAUACAGUGCUGCCAGGAAGCAGAGAAGCCCCAGAGUUUGGUUGAACCUCAGAGGAGACGCACGCAAAGCGUAUUCAGAGACGGCAGCACAUAGAUCAGUUAUGCCGCUGCACUGAAGCUGAGAGACCCCUUCUGGACUAUACAGGAAUUCCACGUCUUGGAGGCAGAAUGCCUAUUCUCAAGAAUCUGCCUGGCAGGCUGAAAGGGAGCAGGUUGAACGGAGAGCUGGAGAACUCGCGCGGGGAGCUGAUAUUGCGCAAAAUGAGCCUGAACCUUAACCCGUUCCAUGAGUCAGGUAGUGAGGAGGCGUGGGGCGAGGGGAAUAAUUCCUUCCUGGAGGGGGGCGGCCCCGGGGAUCGUAACCCCUUUGGAGAUGAGGAGGAUGAGAAUGAGGCCAACGAAGGGCGGCGCAGUGGUACAGUGAAGAGCGGAUCCCUGAGAGGCACGCUGGACCGCAUCCGUGGUUCGUCUCCGCUCAAGACUCUCGGCAAGCUGGGCAAAGGACUACGGAUGUCGGGUCGCAGCAAAGGAUUUGGGACUCCGUCCCCGCAGGGGUCCGUCGGGACCCCGUCAUCUCUGGAGAAGAAAAAGAAAUGCAGACGCAGCUCCGAGGGAAGCCUGCUCAGGAUGGUUGGUCGAUGUAGAGAGAGCCUUCGCAAAGAGAGCCUGCCCAAUGGGGACCUGAACGGCGACAGCGACGGCGAUUCCAGCCGGCGCCUGUCCUUCAUGAAGAUGAUGUGCCAGGGCAAGCUGAAGAGGGAGUCACUGGCGGACUCGGCAUCCAGAGGAGCUGAGGAUGAGGUGGUGGAGGAGGUGCCAGAGGUCAAACCUAGGGAGCCUCUCUCAGUUCUGGAGAUCUUGCAGCUGGUGAAUAAGCGGGACCUCUUCCUGGCUGACACCCACAUCUUGGAACUGGAGCAGGAGUGCGAGGAGGUGCUGUCUGUAGGCUCCCCAGGAAGUGCCGCUGAGGAGGUCACCAGCCCCGGCAGCAAGGACGGAGGCAGGCGCAAGGUCAAGGAUGUGGAGCUGCUGUACGAGGCUCUGCAGAAAGAGCUGUGGGACGUGGUGCGUGAAUCGCUGCGCUCACCCACAGCCGGGCCCAAUCUGGGUUUGGUGGUGCAGGUCCUGGAACAGGAGGAGCAGGCAGACCGCAACUGGGCCCAGAGAGACAGUGCACCGACGGGCCCAAGGCCCCGACAGCUCAAGAAACGCUGGAAAGAAGCGGUGGCAGAAGCCGCCGACGGGAGCUUACCCCAGCAGAUAGAAGCACAGACUGGGCAGCUGGCAUCGUUCCUAGACCAGCUGCGCUCCCGUGUGGUGGAGGACCUGGGCGCAGCAUGCCGGAAUGUAGUGUCUAUCUACCCUGAGGAGUAUGGUGCUUUCCACGUCUACGUGCAAAGUUAUCACCAGGCUGUGGCACAACGGCUUCAGGAGAUAACUUCCAGGUCACUGCAAAUCACUGACACCUACUCUCUCCUGGACUGGAUAUACAAUAUAUACAACAGAGAUGUUCUUGGGGUGGUCAGUAUAACUCACCCUAUUAACCGCAGCCAGCUUGGGCCACUGCUGCCUUCAGAGACCGUGGAUAAACUGGAACUGGAUUGUCUCAACUCUGUCCGGGCUAAGGUGACCACAGAACUGUCUCAGGUCCUGGAUGAGGAGGAGAAAAGGUGGACGGAGACACUGAACAUUGAGGAAUUCCAGUCACCUUUGGCGCGCAUUGUCAUUCAGAGAUUGCAGGUGGACCUAGACAGAUCUGCAGCUAUUAACAGAGACCUGGGGGCUAGGGUGGCACAGUGCAGUCUUAACGGACUGGCCGAUUUCCUGUACAGCUUCCAAAGAAAAGUAGAGAUGUUUCAUGAACGCUUUAUGAGUGAGAGUGGCGAGUGGAGCGAUGGAUACGUCUCCAAGACUAUCGCCCUGGUUAACUGCUGCCCGCCGUUCAGGAACUUCAUCCAGCGCUGCAGGCAGUGCGAGCCUGCCGUAAGUGAGGAUUCAGCACGGAGAGCUAAUGUGUCACUGGACAAAAUUGUGAACCAAGGACUGAAGGUGCUGAGUGACAGGCUGUACGAGAACAUUAGGCCCUUCUUCGACAAGCUGGUGAAAAGGAAAUGGCUGAAUAACACAGAUCACUAUGAAGCAAUUGAAUCUAUCAUCAAGGAACAUUUUAAGAAAUUCCGUCGAAUGGAUUGCCCUCCCUAUCAGACUUUGGUGACUGAGGUGCACAGGAGGGUCCUGAUUGAAUAUCUGCGUGCUAUAAUGAGAGGAAGGAUCAUCUGCACAUCGCUCAAAAUGAGGAAGAAGAUGGCCAGCAGACUGCGUGAUGAAGGCAGACAGCUCAAAGUGCUCUUUAAGGACCUGGAGUCUGGUGCUUCAUGGCUGGACACCGCAGUCCCACACCUAUCAGAGAUCAUUCUUCUGGAGGACACGCCCUCAAUCCAGAUGGAAGUGGGAGUCUUGGUGAGGGAGUUCCCAGACAUACGGAAAAAACACAUAUCUGCAAUUUUGAACAUCCGCGGAAUGACGCGGCAGGCGGAGCGGCAAGAAAUUUUGAACAUCGUGAAGGAUAUCGAGAACAGUGAUAGCCUCACCCAGCUGUCCCGUGACCGAGCUCUCUUUUCUGAGGUUCCGGUGACUUCCGAGGUGCACUGUGUCAAUGUGGGUCUGAGCCGGAUUGCUCUUACUGCAUCCUCUUGCUUUUCUGGUCUUCGAGCACAACGUAAGAGGGUCCCCAGGAGGGACAUACACGAUGGGAUGCUGUAGCGGAAAUCACUAGAGCAGCAACUCAAUUUUUUUCUGGGAUGCAACACAUCAUAUAAAAACUGAACUGAAAACCAGCUGAAGAUUAUAUUAACGUCAGAAUAUUCUAAGGUAUUUCACCAAAGAUAAACACUUUCAUUGACAUAAUAACAGAUAUGCAUUGUUUUCUUCUCGCACAUCAAUGGAUGUGGCCUGUCGUGUUUUCUGUCAUGAGGCCAUUUAGACUUGACAAUUUUCUGCCACCUUUCAGUUGCCAAAAACCAAAGGCAAUAAGUCAGGCACAACUAAGACAAUAUAUUUAAACUGUGUUUGAGUUCUUGCAUGGAAUAAGGUGCUGCCUUCAAUUAGAAAUGUCAAUUUUUAUCAGGGAUUCAAAAUGCUAUUUUCCAUUCACUGAAAAAUAUUUGCCUAAAUACAUAAUGAAUUGUGUUAUCACACCAAUGAUUUAUGUGCUGCUGCAAUAUAAUACUUUUUUGGUAAUGGCUUAAUUAAGGUACUAAUUAGUGUAAUGUAUCUUUUAAUUGCUUUUAAAUGAUUAGAUGCAUUGCUACAUACUGGUGUUCGCUUUUGUUAUAAUAGUAAAUAUGAACUUUUGAAAACCAGAAAUUAUUCUUAUACUCAUGGGUGGAUGGGAACAAGAAUACAACUAUUUAUAUGCAAACUGGAAGUCUUUAUUGUCAUAUUUAUUGCUUUUCAGUCUGACUUUUUAAAUUACAGUCAGACUCUAAGAAAUGAUUUAUGAAAAUGUACAGGGGUUUUCCCAUCUGAAUUACAACGCAUUAUAAAAUCAGUGGUAACAGUGUCGGAAAACUAUAUUAAAAGUCGUAAUGAAAAAAACUUUUAGCUGUGUAUGACUUACAAAUGAUUUAUUUCAGGUUAUUCGUGUAAGGACAAAUAAUUAAAAUGUCAAAUGAUACCUAAACUCAUUACAUACUUUUUGGGAGAGGGACAUUUGUUGUUUUAUGUUCAAGAUGUCAUUAAGUGGUAUGUUUAUUGAGAGGUGCAUAAAAUGGAAUUACUUUGUUUAGUCCAAAAAUGAGAUGAUUUCUUAUAAACCAAAUAUUUGUAUAUAAUGAAAAAUACAAUUUAAAGACUUGAUUCUUCUAUAAACUUUAUUUCUAAACACAAUAUCCUUUCUCUUUUUUGGGGGGCAUGGCGGGUAAAGAGAGUCUUUGUAUACACUUCAGAAUAUAACUUUGAUCUGUAGCCAUUGUAUAAAAAUUGUACAAUGAAAGUGGAGCCGAAUGUGUGAAAGAAUGUGAAAUUCCUUUGUCCUGGUUUUAAAUGGCUGGUGUAAUAAAUGAGACAGGAAUUUG